Punctularia strigosozonata HHB-11173 SS5 is the source of this 303-nucleotide messenger RNA. RefSeq lists its product as uncharacterized. The annotation marks the transcript as partial. The transcript has a single exon. The record is from RefSeq and is a predicted model, not a curated record. Lineage: Eukaryota; Fungi; Basidiomycota; Agaricomycetes; Corticiales; Punctulariaceae.
UACCCUCCCCCCGACGAGGCGGCGAUGCGAAAGGGAGAGGUUCAGGAUAAGAAGCAGGAUAAGAAGCAGAAGGAGGCCUCGGGCAGCUUGCGUCCCAAGGGUCUUCGGCGAAUGUUCAGGAAGGCGUCAUCCAGCAUGCUCGACAUCGACACCUCAGUCCAGAAAGACUUUGCUGGCGUGAGCCCCGCAUCGUCGACGUCCGGUGGGUCGGACGGUGCACGCGAUCGCGCCGAGAUCAUGCGCAGAAGGCAGGGAUACCUCGGAGCGUACCCCAGAAAGAACUCCGCGGGUAGUUCGGUGUGA